UUGGAUUGCCGGCACAUGGUAAUGGAUUCACUCUCUUCUUGGACUGCCACGCUCUGCUGCUCUCCCUCACGGAAAAUCAAGAAUCCCUCCUCCAUCGCUGCGAGACCCAGCUGCGGGAAAGAUUCGAUUCCGUGCCUCCCCUAGCGUUUCUGAGACCACCCAAUUGCCUCCCAAGAACCGUUCCGAUUCUUUCCCGCCCCCCCUUUUGGUUUCUCGGAGACAGAGACCACCUCCGUUCUUGGAACCAGAAGAUCGCCGACGUUGUUUCUUGCUGUUGCCUUGUCUGGCGUGGGAUCGAUCCUGCCUAAGCACCAGCUUUCAUCUACAACUUACUGGGGGACGUACACAUCUACUCCACACAUGGCUCAAGAUAAUUCACCAAGUGCCGAUUCACCUCGCCGGCGUUCUGGCCUCUUGCGGGAUCAGGUCCAGAUAGUUAAGAGAAAGGACUCUGAUCGCUUUGAGAUCGUUCCGAUCCAGGAAUCACUUUCAUUUGAGAAGGGUUUUUUCAUAUUUAUCCGGGCGUGUCAAUUGUUGGCCCAAAAGAAUGAUGGGUUAAUAUUAGUUGGAGUAGCCGGUCCUUCUGGAGCUGGCAAGACCGUGUUCACCGAGAAGGUGCUGAACUUUAUGCCCAGCAUUGCUGUCAUAUCAAUGGAUAAUUACAAUGACUCCAGCCGCAUAAUUGACGGCAACUUCGAUGAUCCUCGCUUGACGGACUAUGGCACAUUGCUUGAGAAUAUUCAUGGUUUAAAGGCCGGGAAGCCUGUUCAGGUUCCUAUAUAUGAUUUCAAGUCUAGCUCGCGUAUAGGCUACAGGAAUAUUGAAGUUCCCAGUUCUCGCAUUGUGAUUAUAGAAGGCAUUUACGCCCUGAGCGAAAAAUUGCGCCCUUUGCUUGAUCUUCGCGUCUCUGUGACUGGAGGGGUUCAUUUUGACCUUGUCAAACGAGUUCUAAGGGAUAUCCAACGUGCUGGUCAAGAACCUGAAGAAAUCAUUCAGCAGAUAUCUGAAACGGUGUACCCAAUGUACAAGGCUUUCAUUGAGCCUGAUCUUCAGACUGCGCAUAUAAAAAUAAUCAACAAAUUUAAUCCUUUCUCUGGAUUUCAGAAUCCCACUUAUAUUCUCAAAGUUAUUGUCAAACCUUUUCUAUCUGGAGUUUGCAGUCUAUUUUCACAUUUCUAUCAGAUCGAGACUUGCUUCUUUUCCUUUUUCCGUAUUUUAAUUCAUACCUUUUAUUUAGCGCAGUCAACGAGGACAGUAACAGAGGAUGAAAUCAAGGCUGUUUUCCCUGGAACAUAUUCAGAGAGUGUCGAGGAAACUUAUGAUAUAUAUCUUCUACCACCUGGUGAAGAUCCAGAAGCUUGCCAAUCAUAUCUCAGGAUGCGAAAUAGGGAUGGCAAAUACAAUCUCAUGUUUGAGGAAUGGGUUACAGAUAGUCCAUUCAUUAUAUCUCCGAGAAUAACUUUUGAAGUUAGCGUGCGCCUGCUAGGAGGAUUGAUGGCUCUCGGCUACACAAUUGCAUCCAUUCUGAAACGAAGCAGCCAUGUCUUCUCUGACGAGAGGGUGUCUGUGAAAACUGAUUGGCUGGAACAGCUUAAUCGCAAGUAUGUUCAGGUACAAGGACGUGACCGUAUGUAUGUCAAGGACGUUGCAGAGCAGCUGGGUUUGGAUGGUUCAUAUGUUCCACGCACCUACAUAGAACAGAUUCAGUUGGAGAAGCUUGUCAAUGAUGUUAUGGCAUUGCCAGACGAUUUGAAGACAAAGCUUAGCCUAGAUGAUGAUCUUGUUUCCAGCCCCAAAGAGGCGCUUUCCCGGGCUUCUGCAGAUAGGAGGACGAAAUACCUUAACCGUGGGAUGUCUCAGUCUUUCUCCAGUCAGAAAGACAAGAACAUAUCAAAGUUGACCAGACUCGCCAUCAACAAUAGAAGGUUUGACGGAAGAACUUUAGAAUCGCCUGCAAUUGCAAACCAGGGAGUCAUUACUCAACUAUCUGAGCAAAUAUCCACGCUCAAUGAGAGGAUGGAUGAAUUUACAUCUCGUAUCGAAGAGCUCAAUUCCAAGUUCAACGCCAGAAGAGUUUCAGCUAGUCAACAGAACUUAGCACCGCAGGCCGAAGCCUGCAAUGGAUCCGGACCCACUUCUCUUUUUUUAACUGGCUUAGGAAAUGGGUCUUUGACUGGUUCUUUGAUGCCCCAUUCUUCAUCCUCUUCCCAAUUAGCUAAGGACACUCCACUUAUGGAAGAGAUACAAGUCAUUGCUCGAUCACAACGCCAAAUCAUGCACCAGCUAGACAGUCUGAGCAAACUUCUACAUGAGUUUUGGGGAGAGAGGACACGUCAAGCAAGAACAAAUGAUGCAACCAUGAUGACUGAUGCCGUCACUGUCCCUAUUGUGCUGACUCUAGCUUUCGGCGGCCUAGGUCUGAUUCUGUUCAAGACCUUGACCAGGCAAAGGUGAUUCCACCGCUGGAUCUUUUUUCUGCAUAACUACAAUGAAAACCGAUACCCUUUUAGAUUUUCUAUCUGUA
Messenger RNA from Rhodamnia argentea, 2524 nucleotides. RefSeq names its product inorganic pyrophosphatase TTM1-like. Lineage: Eukaryota; Viridiplantae; Streptophyta; Magnoliopsida; Myrtales; Myrtaceae. The coding region runs from base 361 to 2454 and encodes 697 amino acids. Gene Ontology annotation, molecular function: kinase activity; ATP binding. The transcript has 11 exons. Gene Ontology annotation, cellular component: cytoplasm. The record is from RefSeq and is a predicted model, not a curated record.